Cercocebus atys (sooty mangabey) is the source of this 2435-nucleotide messenger RNA. RefSeq names its product NIP7, nucleolar pre-rRNA processing protein (gene NIP7). Gene Ontology annotation, molecular function: RNA binding. The transcript has 5 exons. Gene Ontology annotation, cellular component: nucleolus; nucleus; preribosome, large subunit precursor. Bases 408 to 950 code for a protein of 180 amino acids. Gene Ontology annotation, biological process: ribosomal large subunit biogenesis; ribosome assembly. Lineage: Eukaryota; Metazoa; Chordata; Mammalia; Primates; Cercopithecidae. The record is from RefSeq and is a predicted model, not a curated record.
GCCUCGGGGAAGCGGUCCCGGAACAGCGACGCCAGGAGCCCUUCAUCCUCCACCUCGCCGAGAGCCGCUGCCGUGGCCCUGGCCGUGGCCGAGGCCGUGGCUGACGAUGGGGCAGUCGCUGCGGUAGCCAUCUUCCCCGCAACAACGUCACUUCCCCUCCGGACCACCGGGGGCGCUGACUCCGAAUUUAGGACAGGAAGAAACAGGACCAUUUCCGGUCUCUAUCUUUUCUCAUCCAGUCGGCUUGCUUUCCCCGGCGGUCGUCCAGACUAUUGGGCGCUAGCGAGAGGAACUAUUGGUACGGGGCUAGAGAGGAAGGCUUUGGGGUUGCCGGGGAGCAGCAAGCGGCCGACUUCCGUUUCCGCUUACGGAGGCACGAGGAUCCGGUGUUCCAACCCACGGAGAAAAUGCGGCCUUUGACUGAAGAAGAGACCCGUGUCAUGUUUGAGAAGAUCGCGAAAUAUAUCGGGGAGAAUCUUCAGCUGCUGGUGGACCGGCCCGAUGGCACCUACUGUUUCCGUCUGCACAACGACCGGGUGUACUAUGUGAGUGAGAAGAUUAUGAAGCUGGCCGCUAAUAUCUCCGGGGACAAGCUGGUGUCGCUGGGGACCUGCUUUGGAAAAUUCACUAAAACCCACAAGUUUCGGUUGCACGUCACAGCCCUGGAUUACCUUGCACCUUAUGCCAAGUAUAAAGUGUGGAUAAAGCCUGGUGCAGAGCAGUCGUUCCUGUAUGGGAACCAUGUGUUGAAAUCUGGUCUGGGUCGAAUCACUGAAAAUACUUCUCAGUACCAGGGCGUGGUGGUGUACUCCAUGGCAGACAUCCCUUUGGGUUUUGGGGUGGCAGCAAAAUCUACACAAGACUGCAGAAAAGUAGACCCCAUGGCGAUUGUGGUAUUUCAUCAGGCAGACGUUGGGGAAUAUGUGCGGCAUGAAGAGACGUUGACUUAAAACGAAGUCAUUGCAAGGACAGGCGGCUGUAUGGAAGGGCCGAGCUUUGUUUCCUGUGUUUGUGUGGACUCCAUCAUCAUGUUGAAUUUUGUCAACACUCUGACCUCUUCAGGGACUUCUUAUUUACUGUACUCUCUGUCAUUGACAAAUGCAGGCUGGAUUCUUAUUAUAUACAGAGAGAGCUCAAAAAUGGGGUUUCAGAUCUUUGUGUUUGUGAUGAAAUAGAAUACUCUGUUUCAUAUUUGAAUCAGAGGGCUUCUUGUUCUGAGAAAUAGGUUCAAAAUCAUUGGAACUAGGAACAAGAAUAGCUUAUUGUUAUCUGUGAUAACACUUUGUUUUCUAAACUCAUGAUAAGAACACAGGGAUUGUCUUUUUUAUUAAUUUGCAAGAUAGAUAUUUCCAUAACAGAAUAAUAAACCACAUGUGGGGUUUUAAAAAUGAAAUUUGUCUAAAAUAAUAAGAGCAAUUCAGCUAUUUUUCUAUACGGUAAUUGGUGUGUGGUAUGGAAGAAAAAUGUAUUCAAACCCCACUACUGCCACCUACCAACUGUAUGGCCUUGAAUGAGUCAUUCAGCUUUAAUAAGGUUCGUUUUCUUCUGUUUAAAAAGAUACAAAACUUAAAAAAUAGCUUUGGCCAUCUACCUGAGAAUUAGAAAUUCUGAUUUUUGGAAUUAGAAAUCAUGAUUGUAGGCUGGGCACAGUGGCUCACGCCUGUAAUCCCAGCACUUUGGGAGGCCAAGGUGGGUGGAUCACUUGAGGUCAGGAGUUUGAGACCAGCCUGGCCAACAUGGUGAAACCCCAUCUCUACUAAAUAUAAAAAAAUUAGCCAGGUGUGGUGGCACAUGGCUGUGGUCCUAGCUACUUGGGAGGCUGAGGCAGGAGAAUGGCUUAAACCAGGGAAGCAGAGGUUGCAGUGAGCCGAGAUGGUGCCAUGGGAUUCCAGCCUGGGUGACAGAGUGAGACUCCGUCUGAUUGUAAAGCAUCUAGUACGGUGUACAGUGCCUGGGAAAUGAUAGGUGUGGAAUAAAUGGUAAGAAUUAUUUUUAUAUAUAUUAUGUAUUCCUGUUAUUAAGUGUAGAGUUUUAUGAGUAUAAUUUGAUUAUAUUACCUUCUUUUUUACAAGCUGUUUUCUCAGUAUUUUUCUUGGAUGGGAUGAUCCUAAGCUGGAAUUUUUUUUCAUCACUAUGAUUUUAUAAAACAUAAUUUUUUCUAUGAACCUUUACUUACUUGACUGGAUUGAACUAAAAGCACUGAUCAAAGACCGCGACAUAAAAAUUAGUCCCUUUGUCCUUCCCGUGCCUCCCAAAGUUAUUUUAAGAUCGUUAGAAUAUUUCUUUAGUAACAUUUUAUAGACAAAAAAUGUAAAGACUUCCUGUAUUGCAAAACCAAACUAUUUCUUUAAUGAAUAUACUGCUUAUUUUAAGUUCCAAAGGUGAAGUCUUUAAGAAUAAAACAUUACCGACUCCUGCUUUUAUAUGUAAGCAAA